Messenger RNA from Rosa rugosa (rugosa rose), 2585 nucleotides. RefSeq names its product ABC transporter D family member 2, chloroplastic. NCBI's taxonomy places the organism in Eukaryota, Viridiplantae, Streptophyta, Magnoliopsida, Rosales, Rosaceae. The record is from RefSeq and is a predicted model, not a curated record. Gene Ontology annotation, cellular component: membrane. Gene Ontology annotation, molecular function: ABC-type transporter activity; ATP binding; ATP hydrolysis activity. Gene Ontology annotation, biological process: transmembrane transport. The coding region runs from base 204 to 2447 and encodes 747 amino acids. The transcript is spliced from 10 exons.
UGCGUGGCAUUAUGGGGAUCAUCCGUGAAGGAUUAUCCACAUACUUUGUUCCUGCAAACUCGAUAACAAAAUCCAACACUGAACCAUUAGCAUGGCGGCGCAUCCUCCAUAGCAAUUCAGAUAACCCCGUUUGAAAUGGAAGUACCAAAAAUAUGAUCAGUAGAAAAUAAAACCAACUUUGAAGAAACGAACAUAAAAAAGAAAUGAUAAUACAGGCUCAAAGUCACUGUGUCUCACUCUGCUUGGCUCAUGGCUACUCCACCCACCACUCCCAUCCUCACUUCACACUAGUUCUGGCACCACCCAGGUUUCCAUCACUGCCCACAAUGCCCACCACUACUCGCAACCGAAACUCCCUCAGAAGAACAAGAAGAAGAAACGACGCCGCUUCAUGGCGUCGUUCUGCUGCGGCGUCUGACUCUAUACCGCCACCACCCGAUCCUCCGACCCCGGAAAAGCAAAGAGAGGGUUCGGAUUUGCAGACGCUGCUCCGGAGAUUCUGGAAGGUGGCGGCGCCGUACUGGUCCUCCGACGACAAAGUCCAGGCCAGGAUGCAGCUGGGAGGAGUCUUCCUUCUCACUCUCGCCACCACCGGAAUCAGCGUCGGCUUCAAUUUUCUGGGCCGGGACUUCUACAAUGCCCUUGCCAAUAAGGACCAGGAGCAAUUCACGAAGCAACUGCUUUACUACCUGGGUGCCUUUGCUGGUGGAAUUCCGAUUUUUGUGUUGCGGGAUUAUGCAAGAGAAACUCUUUCUUUGAGGUGGAGAUCUUGGAUGACGCGUUAUUACAUUGACCGUUACCUGAGCAACCAAACAUUUUACAGAAUUCAAUCCCAAUCAAUCAUUGAUAAUCCAGAUCAGCGAAUUGUUGAUGAUCUAAGUUCUUUCACGGGGACAGCCCUGUCAUUCUCUUUAACACUCUUCAAUGCUGUGAUAGAUCUCAUAUCAUUCAGUAACAUCUUAUUUGGUAUCUAUCCUCCGCUGUUUGUUGUUCUUCUAGUAUAUUCGAUUGGUGGAACAGUGAUCAGUGUCUUUAUUGGAAGGGGUUUGGUGACAUUAAACUUCCUGCAAGAGAAAAAGGAAGCAGAUUUUCGUUAUGGACUUGUGCGCGUUCGAGAAAAUGCUGAAUCAAUAGCUUUCUAUAGUGGUGAAGACAAUGAAAUGCAACUUUUGCUGCAACGCUUCAAAAGUGCUUUUGAGAAUCUAACUCAAUUGUUGAUAGCUUCAAGAAAUCUUGAGUUUUUCACCAGUGGAUACCGCUAUCUUAUUCAAAUUCUUCCUGCUGCUGUCGUUGCUCCUAUGUACUUCUCUGGGAAAAUUGAGUUUGGUGUCAUUAAUCAGUCAGUAUCUGCUUUUAAUCAUAUCCUGGGGGACUUCUCCCUUAUCGUGUACCAAUUUCAGUCUAUAAGCGCAUUUUCAGCAGUAAUUGAUCGACUUGGUGAAUUUGAUGAUUAUUUGGAUAUUUGCUCUCAACGCCAUUCUGACCCUGCAGAAGGGAUAAGUCUUACAUAUAGUAAUGUUAAAACUUUAGCUGAACUGGAGCCAAAUGGAUCCAUACCCAUAGAUAAGCAACAAAAGCUACUGGAUGUAGAGAAUUUGACUGUGAAAACACCAAGUAACACUACACUGGUCAGGGAUUUGUCAUUGAUAAUCAACAACAACGAGAAUCUAUUGGUGACCGGACCUAGCGGGAGUGGUAAGACUUCUUUGUUAAGAACUUUGGCUGGUCUUUGGAGUGCUGGAAAAGGAAAAAUCACAUUCUAUGUGGAAGAUGAAGAAGAGCUUCUACCAUCCAAUUCUCCAGGUGUAGUUCCUCUCGAUACUGCUAAUGAUAAAUCUGGGGAACUUGAAAGACCCUCAAAUAGGAAUUAUAAGGGCAUAUUUUUCCUUCCUCAAAGACCGUAUAUGGUUCUGGGAACACUUCGUCAGCAAUUGCUGUAUCCUACAUGGGCUAAUGAUGAGGCUUCCACAUUAGACGCUACUAAACCAACUGGUUCUCUGCCUUUCUUGUUGCAGGCCCCAAACUCACAGCAUAAGAGUGCAAAGCCUAAACCCACAACGGAGGAUAUGAUACAGGUUUUGGAGGAUGUCCGGCUUGGCUAUAUAUUAUCCCGAUUCAGUAAUUUGGAUUGUACUUAUGAAUGGUCUAGUGUCCUCUCCCUUGGAGAGCAGCAACGCCUUGCUUUUGCACGACUGUUGCUUUCGAAACCAAAGUUGGUUCUUUUAGAUGAAUCUACCAGUGCUUUAGACGAAGCCAACGAGGCUCAUCUAUACAAGCAGAUAGAAAAAGCAGGCAUCACCUAUAUUAGCAUUGGCCACCGGCGGACUCUAUAUCAGUACCACAACAAGAACUUGCGUAUAUCCACAGUCGAUCCGACCAAUGCCCAACAGAAUUGGCUCAUUGAACCCAUCAAUCAAGACAAUUUGUAUAAUCUGUCAAAUCUAUAGUUAUAGCUGCUUUUACAUUGACCUGGCUUACUCUAGGUCACUUGUUUUUUGUUGCAGAAUGUUAACACCCUAUUUUGGAAUGUAAUUCAGAACAGCAUGUAAUAAUAUCCCUGUUAGAUGGCCUUUCUUCGCACUGUU